Messenger RNA from Vanrija pseudolonga, 636 nucleotides. RefSeq names its product Translation machinery-associated protein 16 (gene TMA16). The record is from RefSeq and is a predicted model, not a curated record. Bases 1 to 636 code for a protein of 211 amino acids. Gene Ontology annotation, cellular component: nucleus. The transcript is spliced from 4 exons. Lineage: Eukaryota; Fungi; Basidiomycota; Tremellomycetes; Trichosporonales; Trichosporonaceae.
AUGCCGAACAACAGGAGGAGCACGAUGAAGAAGAUCGGGGGCAAGGACGGGAUCCACCCCGGAUCACGAAAGGCCGGCCAGAUCACCCGCGUGCACCUGCGCAACGCCAAGCUGGCCUCCCAGGCAAAGGGGAGGAAGGAGCUCAACCAGAUGAAGUUGUUCCGCCCGCUCUUCUUCCUUCACUCGCUCAGUGGCCCCGCCGCCCUCUCGCUCCCUUCCCUCCGCGCGCUCAUCUCGGACGUCUUCCUCACGCGCAACGACGACCGGAUCGCAGAGCUCACGGCCGAGCGCAGGCCCGGAAGGCCCAAGGACAAGGAGCUGCUCGAGCUCGAGGAGCUCCGCCGCCGCGAGCACGCCGAGUGGGAGACUGGCUUUGAGGUUCCCAACCUCACGGACGGCGCCACCACCCGUCUGAUGUACUCGUGGACCGAGAGCGGCACCAACCUCCAGUCGUCACACUGCGACCUGCUGCCCUGGGUGCGCCUGUUCGCGAACGACGAGACGACGGUGGUGGUCAGCCGCGCCGGCAAGCUGGACAAGAUGGGUCUCGGCGACGGUGUCGACGGCGAGGGCGACAACUGGGCGGCGAUGGGCAAGACGGCCGAGGAGGAGGGCAAGAUUGAUGUGGAGGCGUAG